Molecule: messenger RNA, 681 nt
Organism: Soboliphyme baturini
Lineage: Eukaryota; Metazoa; Nematoda; Enoplea; Dioctophymatida; Soboliphymatidae
Source: the annotation of a GenBank genome assembly
AUGUGCUCCGGUUUCACCUGUUCGAAGAACGCCCUGAUUGCCCUGAACACCCUGUUCUUGGCAUCAGCGAUCGUACUCAUUGUAGUCGGCACGUACGCGAAAGCAGUGAGCAUUGUGCCGAGUAUCACGGUUCCAGCUGGCAUCGUUUCGGUCGGCGUCUUCUUGUUAUUCCUGUCGAUUCUCGGCUACGUUGGGGCCGUCAAACACCAUCAAGUAUGCCUGUUUUUCGUAAGUGGUGACAGUCGCUCUGACGGCACUCAGCAACCCCUUGUCUUCAUUCACUUAUUUCAGUACAUGAUAAUUUUGUUCCUCAUAUUCAUCGUCCAGUUUUUCGUCGCUGUCGCAUGUCUAGCCAUCAGCGACGCGCAGAUUCAUAGUGCCUUGCAGGUCGGUUGGAAACAGUCGUCGAAUGAGACCAGGUGUUCGGCGGAGAAGCAUUUCGCCUGUUGCGGCCUUGACGACAAAUCGCAAAUGAUCGAAUGUGAUGACGUAAUGUUUCGUUGUACAUACGAUGUCCCAUGUUGGCCUAUCAUGGGUAGCCGCCUGUCUGAUGCUUUACAGAUCGCUGGAGGAAUUGGACUCUUUUUCAGUUUUACAGAGGUAUUGAAGUUUCGGCGUUUCUGCUAUCCUGUAAAAACUAUCUAUCCUAAAAAUGACAUUGCCUCCAAAAUUUUACGUUAG